AGGCCGAGCGCCGCCCUCUUUCCCCGACGGCCUUUGUGGUGGCUGCUGUGUGCGCGCAGCCGGUCGUCGUAGGUCUCUUCCCCAUCUCCCGCCUCCCGUUCCUGAAACUUCGGCGCCAUCAUGGGCUUUGGGGAUCUGAAAUCUGCCUCGGGGCUCCAGCUUCUCAACGCCUUCCUAGCGAGCAGGAGCUACAUCGAGGGGUAUGUCCCAUCCCAAGCAGAUAUUGCAGUUUUUGAAGCAGUUGGUGCACCCCCUCCUCCUGAGCUGUUCCAUGCCCUCCGCUGGUACAACCACAUUAAGUCUUUCGACAAACAAAAGGCAAGAUCUCUGGUUGGAGAAGAAACCAGCAAUCCACUCCAGUAUCCCUGCCAAGAAAACUCCUUGCACAGUAACAGGCGGCAUAUAAAAGUCAUGGCGCUGGAAGAUGAGCCCCUCCGGUCGGAAGGCGUCCAACAUGCUACUGAGGAAGAGCAGAGGACUAGAACAAGUAGAUCCAGAGCUGAUGAAGCGGCUGGGCCAAAGCCGGAAGGUCACUCAGUUGCGGAUGUGCCUGGAAGUGAAAGGAAAGUCCAACGCUUAAAAGGAAAAUAUUGCAUAGGAACGUGGAAUGUAAGAUCCAUGAACCUUGGCAAGCUGGAUGUGGUCAAACAUGAGAUGGCAAGAAUAAAUAUUGACAUCUUGGGCAUCAGUGAACUAAAAUGGACCGGAGUGGGCGAAUUCAGUUCGGAUGACCAUCAUAUCUACUACUGCGGGCACGAAUCCCAUAGAACAAAUGGAGUGGCCCUCAUAGUCAACGAAAGAGUUGCAAAAGCUGUAAUUGGAUACAAUCUCAAAAGUGAUAGAAUGAUCUCUAUACGAAUCCAAGGCAGACCUUUGAACACCACAGUAAUACAGGUUUAUGCACCAACUACCGAUGCUGAAAAAACUGAAAUUGACCAAUUCUAUAAAGACUUACAACGCCUUCUAAAACUGACACCAAAGAAGGAUGUUCUUCUCAUUAUAGGGGAUUGCAAUGCUAAAGUAGGGAGUCAAGAGAUAAUAGGAACAACUGGCAAGUUUGGCCUUGGAGUUCAAGACGAUGCAGGGCAAAGGCUAAUAAAGUUCUGUCAAAAGAACCAGCUGGUCAUCACAAACACACUUUUCGAACAACACAAGAGACGACUCUACACAUGGAAAUCACCAGAUGGGCAGCAUCGAAAUCAGAUUGAUUAUAUUCUCUGCAGCCGAAGAUGGAGAAGCUCUAUACAGUCAGCAAAAACAAGACCCGGAGCUGACUGUGGUUCAGAUCAUCAGCUUCUUAUAGCACAAUUCCAGCUUAAACUGAAAAUAACAGGGAAAACCACUGGGGAAGUCAGAUACAAUCUAAAUCAAAUCCCUUAUGAAUACACAGUGGAAGAUUCAGAUUUGGUGGAAGAUUCAGAUUUGGUGGACAGAGUGCCUGAAGAAGUAUGGAUGGAGACUCGUAACAUUAUACAGGAGGCAGCAACGAAAACCAUCCCAAUGAAAAGGAAAUGCAAGAAAACAAAGGGGUUGUCCAAUGAUGCCUUACAAAUAGCAGGAGAGAGAAGGCAAACAAAAUGCGAGGGAGAUAGUGAAAGUCUGCCUGGAGUGAAGAAGGCGUUGGGAAAAUAUGGCCCUUCAGAUGUUGAGGACUCGACAGGCGGAGACAGCAAAGAUGACGAUGACAUUGAUCUCUUUGGCUCUGAUGAAGAGGAGGAAAGUGAAGAAGCAAAAAGAUUAAGGGAGGAGCGGCUUGCUCAGUAUGAGUCAAAGAAAUCCAAAAAGCCAGCACUCGUUGCCAAGUCAUCCCUCCUGUUGGAUGUGAAACCUUGGGAUGAUGAGACGGACAUGGGAAAAUUAGAAGAGUGUGUCAGAAGUAUUCAGGCGGAUGGCCUUGUUUGGGGAUCUUCCAAGCUGGUUCCAGUUGGUUAUGGAAUCAAGAAACUUCAGAUUCAAUGUGUAGUUGAAGACGAUAAAGUUGGAACCGAUAUGCUGGAAGAGAGGAUCACUGCGUUUGAGGAUUACGUUCAGUCCAUGGAUGUGGCUGCUUUCAACAAAAUCUAAGCCCCAAUAGCAACAGGAAUAAAACAUUUGCAACACUCGA
This is a messenger RNA of Zootoca vivipara (common lizard), 2104 nucleotides long. RefSeq names its product eukaryotic translation elongation factor 1 beta 2 (gene EEF1B2). Gene Ontology annotation, cellular component: eukaryotic translation elongation factor 1 complex; cytosol. Gene Ontology annotation, molecular function: catalytic activity; translation elongation factor activity; guanyl-nucleotide exchange factor activity. Gene Ontology annotation, biological process: translational elongation. The record is from RefSeq and is a predicted model, not a curated record. NCBI's taxonomy places the organism in Eukaryota, Metazoa, Chordata, Lepidosauria, Squamata, Lacertidae.